Messenger RNA from Ziziphus jujuba (common jujube), 1279 nucleotides. RefSeq names its product mitochondrial outer membrane protein porin of 34 kDa. Bases 124 to 954 code for a protein of 276 amino acids. Gene Ontology annotation, molecular function: voltage-gated monoatomic anion channel activity. NCBI's taxonomy places the organism in Eukaryota, Viridiplantae, Streptophyta, Magnoliopsida, Rosales, Rhamnaceae. The transcript has 6 exons. Gene Ontology annotation, biological process: monoatomic anion transmembrane transport. The record is from RefSeq and is a predicted model, not a curated record. Gene Ontology annotation, cellular component: mitochondrial outer membrane.
CCCGUAUAAAUUUCCCCAAACGCGACCCAUUUCGGGUGCUCUGAGCUCCACUUUGCCUCUUCUCAGGUUUAAUAUUUUAUUUAAUUUUUACGCAUUCGGAUCCUCAUUUCUUGAUUGGAUAGUAUGGGAAAGGGUCCGGGUCUCUACACCGAAAUCGGCAAGAAAGCCAGAGAUCUUCUGUACAAGGAUUACCAGAGCGACCACAAGUUCACCAUCACCACCUACUCUCCUACUGGUGUUGCUAUCACAUCGUCAGGAACCAAAAAGGGUGACGUGUUUCUUGCUGAUGUCAACACUCAACUGAAGAACAAAAACUUCACUGUUGAUAUCAAAGUUGACACAGGCUCCAAUCUUACCACAACCAUAACUGCUGAUGAACUUUCACCUGGACUGAAAACAAUCUUAAGCUUCAAAGUUCCUGAUCAAAGGUCUGGAAAGUUAGAACUCCAGUAUUUGCAUGACUAUGCGGGGUUAAGUAGCAGUGUUGGGUUGACAGCAAACCCCAUUGUUAACUUCUCAGGUGUUAUAGGAACUAAUGCUGUUGCACUUGGUACUGAUCUCUCAUUUGACACCAAAACUGGCAAUUUUACCAAAUGCAACGCUGGAUUGAGCUUCUCCAAUGCAGACUUAAUUGCUUCAUUGAUUCUAAAUGACAAAGCUGACACCCUGAGUGCAUCAUAUUAUCACAUAGUCAAUCCCUUGAAUAACACGGCUGUUGGUGCUGAAGUAACCCAUAGCUUUUCAACCAAUGAGAACACAAUCACUGUUGGUACCCAACAUGCAUUGGAUCCAUUGACCUCUGUGAAGGCAAGAGUGAACAACUUUGGCAAGGCUAGUGCUCUUGUCCAGCAUGAGUGGCGGCCAAAAUCACUCUUCACCAUUUCUGGAGAGGUAGACACGAAGGCCAUCGAGAAGAGUGCCAAGAUUGGAUUGGCUUUGGCUCUCAAGCCAUGAGUGAGAAUUCUACGGGAUGUGUUUGGGACUGGAAAGGUAGCAAAUGGGAGCAUAGUAUAGUUGUCUAUUCAAAGUUCAGACCCACUUUUCUUUUUCCUAUUGUUGUCUUUAUUUAUUUUUUUUUUUGGAGAACAAAUGCUUAUGUCACAUUGUUUUUAAUCUUGGUGGUUUAGGGCUGUAAAAAUAAAUCUACUUGUCAUAGACCUUGCUGGUACUUUUUGAUUUCGUAUACUCCUAUCAACCUCCUGGUAAAAGAGGGUGAUUAAAUCUGUUAUAGGAGUACGACUUGAACUUAUGUUCCAAUUUUGAUGGUUCUUUUCAGUAA